Messenger RNA from Closterium sp. NIES-65, 4362 nucleotides. NCBI's taxonomy places the organism in Eukaryota, Viridiplantae, Streptophyta, Zygnematophyceae, Desmidiales, Closteriaceae. The record is from the annotation of a GenBank genome assembly.
AUGGACGGGGACGUGGACGCGGACGUGGAUCUGGACGUGGACGGGGACGUGGACGCGGACGUGGACCUGGACGUGGACGGGGACGUGGACGCGGACGUGGACGCGGACGUGGACGCGGACGUGGACGUGGACGUGGACGUGGACGCGGACGUGGACGCGGACGUGGACGUGGACGUGGACGUGGACCUGGUCACGUGGACGUGGACGUGGACGUGGACGUGGACGUGGACGUGGAACGUGGACGUGGACGUGGACAUGGACGUGGACGUGGACGUGGACGUGGACGUGGACGUGGACAUGGACGUGGACGUGGACGUGGACGUGGACAUGGACGUGGACAUGGACGUGGACGUGGACGUGGACGUGGACAUGGACAUGGACGUGGACAUGGACGUGGACGUGGACAUGGACGUGGAGGUGGACGUGCACGUGGAGGUGGACCUGGUCGUGGACGUGGACGUGGACGUGGACGUGGACGUGGACAUGGACGUGGACGUGGACAUGGUCGUGGACGUGGACAUGGUCGUGGACAUGGACAUGGUCGUGGACGUGGACAUGGACGUGGACGUGGUCGUGGACGUGGACGUGGACAUGGUCGUGGACGUGGACGUGGACGUGGUCGUGGACGUGGACGUGGACGUGGACGUGGACGUGGUCGUGGACAUGGACGUGGACGUGGACGUGGUCGUGGACGUGGUCGUGGACGUGGACGUGGACAUGGACGUGGUCGUGGACGUGGACGUGGACGUGGACGUGGAGGUGGACGUGGUCGUGGACGUGGACGUGGUGGACGUGGACGUAGACGUGGACGUGGACGUGGACGUGGUGGACGUGGACGUGGACAUGGACGUGGACGUGGACGUGGACGUGGACGUGGACGUGGACAUGGAUGUGGACGUGGACGUGGACAUGGUCGUGGACGUGGACGUGGACGUGGACAUGGUCGUGGACGUGGACAUGGACGUGGACGUGGACAUGGACGUGGACAUGGACGUGGACAUGGACGUGGACAUGGACGUGGACGUGGACAUGGUCGUGGACGUGGACGUGGACGUGGACGUGGACAUGGUCGUGGACGUGGACAUGGACGUGGACAUGGACAUGGACGUGGACAUGGACGUGGACGUGGACGUGGACGUGGACGUGGACGUGGACAUGGACGUGGACGUGGACGUGGACGUGGACGUGGACGUGGACGUGGUGGACGUGGACGUGGACGUGGACGUGGAAGUGGACGUGGACAUGGACGUGGACGUCGACAUGGACGUGGACGUGGACGUGGACGUGGACGUGGACAUGGACGUGGACGUGGACGUGGACGUGGACAUGGACGUGGACGUGGACGUGGUGGACGUGGACGUGGAGGUGGACGUGGACGUGGACGUGGACGUGGACGUAGACGCGGGCGUGGACGUGGACGUGGGCUUGGACGUGGACAUGGACGUGGACAUGGACGUGGACGUGGACGUGGACGUGGACGUGGACGUGGUGGACGUGGACGUGGAGGUGGACGUGGACGUGGACGUGGACGUGGACGUGGACGCGGGCGUGGACGUGGACGUGGGCUUGGACGUGGACGUGGACGUGGACAUGGACGUGGACGUGGACAUGGACGUAGACGUGGACGUGGACAUGGACGUGGACGUGGACAUGGACGUGGACGUGGACAUGGACGUGGACGUGGACGUGGACAUGGACGUGGACGUGGACGUGGACGUGGACGUGGACAUGGACGUGGACGUGGACAUGGACGUGGACGUGGACGUGGACGUGGACAUGGUGGUGGACGUGGACGUGGACGUGGACGUGGACGUGGACAUGGUCGUGGACGUGGACAUGGUCGUGGACGUGGACAUGGUCGUGGACGUGGACAUGGACGUGGACGUGGACGUGGACGUGGACGUGGACAUGGUCGUUGACGUGGACAUGGUCGUGGACGUGGACGUGGACGUGGACGUGGACAUGGACGUGGACAUGGACGUGGACGUGGACGUGGACGUGGAAAUAGAAGUGGACGUGGACGUGGACGUGGACGUGGACAUGGUCGUGGACGUGGACGUGGACGUGGACGUGGACAUGGACGUGGACGUGGAUGUGGACGUGGACGUGGUGGACGUGGACGUGGACAUGGACGUGGACGUGGACGUGGACGUGGACAUGGACGUGGACAUGGACGCGGACAUGGACGUGGACGUGGACAUGGACGUGGACAUGGACGUGGACGUGGACCUGGACGUGGACGUGGACAUGGACGUGGACGUAAACGUGGUAUUGGACAUGGUCAUGGACGUGGACAUGGACGUGGACGUGGACGUGGACGUGGUGGACGUGGACGUGGACGUGGACGUGGCCGUGGACGUGGGCGUGGACAUGGACGUGGGCGUGGACGUGGACGUGGGCUUGGACGUGGACGUGGACAUGGACGUGGACGUGGACAUGGACGUGGACGUGGGCGUGGACAUGGACGUGGGCGUGGACGUGGACGUGGGCUUGGACGUGGACGUGGACAUGGACGUGGACGUGGACAUGGACGUGGACGUGGACGUGGACGUGGACGUGGACACGGACGUGGACGUGGACGUGGACAUGGACGUGGACAUGAACGUGGACGUGGACAUGGACGUGGACGUGGACGUGGACAUGGACGUGGACGUGGACGUGGACGUGAACAUGGACGUGAACGUGGACAUGGACAUGAACGUGGACGUGGACGUGGACGUGGACAAGGACAUGGACGUGGACGUGGACGUGGACGUGGACAUGGACGUGGACGUGGACAUGGACGUGGACAUGGACGUGGACGUGGACGUGGACAUGGACGUGGACGUGGACAUGGACCUAGACGUGGACGUGGACAUGGACGUGGACGUGGACAUGGUGGUGGACGUGGACGUGGACGUGGACGUGGACAUGGACGUGGAAAAGGUGGUGGACGUGGACGUGGACAUGGACGUGGACAUAGACGUGGACAUGGUGGUGGACGUGGACGUGGACGUGGACGUGGACAUGGACGUGGACGUGGACAUGGACGUGGACGUGGACGUGGACGUGGUCGUGGACGUGGACGUGGACGUGGACAUGGUCGUGGACGUGGACGUGGACGUGGACGUGGACGUGGACAUGGACGUGGACGUGGACGUGGACGUGGACGUGGGCGUGGACGUGGACGUGGACGUGGACGUGGACAUGGACGUGGACAUGGACGUGGACGUGGACGUGGACAUGGACGUGGACAUGGACGUGGACGUGGACGUGGACAUGGACGUGGACGUGGACGUGGACGUGGACGUGGACGUGGUGGACGUGGACGUGGACCUGGACGUGGACGUGGACGUGGACAUGGACGUGGACGCGGACGUGGACGUGGACGUGGACGUGGACAUGGACGUGGACGGGGACGUGGACGUGGAGGUGGACGCGGACAUGGACGUGGACGCGGACGUGGACGCGGAGGUGGACGUGGACAUGGACGCGGACGUGGACGUGGACGCGGACAUGGACGUGGACGUGGAUAUGGACGUGGACGUGGACAUGGACGUGGAUAUGGACGUGGACGUGGACGUGGACAUGGACGUGGACGUGGACGUGGACGUGGUGGACGUGGACGUGGACAUGGACGUGGACGUGGACGUGGACAUGGACGUGGACGUGGACGUGGACGUGGACAUGGACGUGGACAUGGACGUGGACGUGGUGGACAUGGACGUGGACGUGGUGGACAUGGACAUGGACGUGGACGUGGUGGACGUGGACAUGGACGUGGACGUGGACGUGGACGUGGUCGACGUGGACGUGGACCUGGACGUCGACGUGGACGUGGACAUGGACGUGGACGCGGACGUGGACGUGGACAUGGACGUGGACGCGGACGUGGAGGUGGACGUAGACGUGGACGUGGACGCGGACGUGGACGUGGACGCGGACAUGGACGUGGACGUGGACAUGGACGUGGACGUGGACAUGGACGUGGACAUGGACGUGGACGUGGACAUGGACGUGGACGUGGACGUGGACGUUGACGUGGACGUGGACGUGGACGUGGUGGACGUGGACGUGGACAUGGACGUGGACGUGGACGUGGACAUGGACGUGGACGUGGACGUGGACAUGGACAUGGACAUGGACGUGGACGUGGUGGACAUGGACGUGGACGUGGUGGACAUGGACGUGGACUUGGACGUGGACAUGGACGUGGACUUGGACGUGGACAUGGACGUGGACGUGGUGGACGUGGACGUGGAUGGACAUGGACAUGGAUGUGGACAUGGACGUGGACGUCCACGUGGACAUGGACCUGGAUAUGGAUAUGGACGUGGACGUGGACGUGGUGGACGUGGACGUGGACAUGGACGUGGACGUUGA